CAAAAGCAGAGAUCAUCAGGCAAACUCGUACUCGAGAGUUAACGGCCACCGCCAUCCUGAAGAUGCUCCUAGGAUGAAGCAGGAGAACAAGAAGAAGAAGAAGAGACCCUUGAGAGACAACGGCAUCAAGACUUCCACUCCAAAGGCAAAUCCCAACACCAGACACCGGGGGGAUGGCAGCAGGGACAUUGAGGGGGACACGGAGGAAGGAACCAGUAAUGAUCACCAGGCCACGAUCAGAGAACUGCUUGAAACAGAGACCAAGAUGAGAAGGAAAUUGGAUGAAUUGGAGUCGAGUUUUGAGGAAGUCUCCUCCAGAAAACAGGAUGCAUUAGACGAUCUGAAGACACUACGCGAGGCGGUCCAUCGUAACAAGCGAGACAUCCAGAAUGCUGAGGAGAUUGCCAGAGAGAACAUGGAGAGAGCUGAUGGUCUCAGGUCAGAGUUGAUGGUCUUGGAGUACCAGCGUGAUCAAGCCAGGAGGGAUCUUGAAGAUUUGACCCAAUCACUUGGAUCCUUCAAGCAGUCCCACAGACACGGAGUGUCGGAAGAAGAGAAUGCUGGCACGGGCAAUAACCUUCUUGGACUAUCUCCAAAAGAGGUAAUCGCAGUGAUCAAGGAGAGAGAUGAAUUGAAGACAAGGUUACGUAACGGCGAGGGAGACCUGUCUCCGAUUGAGAGGUCGGAACUGGAGAGACAACUCAACUACACCAAGCAGGAGCUGUUCAACGGACAGAAGUCAUCCCGGGAAAAGCUGGAAUCUCUGGAAGAGGAGUUGGAUGAAAGCCGCCACAGGAUGGACGAACUGCUGGUAGAGAAGACUAACCUAGCGGAGAAGGUGCAAGAACUACUGGCUCUGGUAGGAUCCGAGCAGAGCAAUGAAAUGCACUCGCAUUUAGAGGAAAGAAACCAGCUUCUUGAGCAGCUGAGCAGCAAGCUCCAGAAGGAGCUGGACCCACUUCGCCACCAGGCCCAUGAGCGGGACCAGCGGCUCCAGUCCCUGACAGCCACAGCCUCGGAGAAGGACGCAUUGAACAGCGCCCUCAGGGACAAGAUGGUGGAGAUGCAGCGGGAGGCCGAGGAGGAUCGCAGGGAGGCGGAGAGGAGGAUCAAGGAGGCAGAGGGGAAGGUGCGGAACGCGGAUGUUGCUAAGGAGCUUGCCUUGGUGGAGUUGAGGGAGACACUACUCAGGGAGAAGGAGGAGGAGAUGGCACAACUCAAAUUGAGUCUUGAAAAGGAAAAAAAGGAAGCACUCACUGCGCUGGAUGAGAAGACCUCAGAGAUGAUGAUGAUUACUCAGCGCUCUUUAACAGAGAAAGAAGAAGACCUGAAAGCAGUCAAGUUGCAGCUUGUGCAACACACGGAGGAAGCCAACAAGAUGGAACAACAACUCAGGGAACAAGCAGAAGAGCAGAUCAAGGCAGCGGUGGACAAGGAGCGACAGGACAGGGAGGAGGAAUACUCCAGGAGACGGAGGGAGGAGAACGUGGAGAAGGAGCUGGAGGUUGCCAAGGAGACGUCACGGUUACAAGGAGAGCUGCUCGUUACUAGGCAGAGGUUGGAGCACCAGCAGACCACCGUCGGAGUCCUGAAAGAGGAGUUGGAUAAAUUACGGGAGGAGAAUCUGGCGGCAGGUCGUGAGAAGGUGGAGGCAGUAUCUGAGGCCAGGGAGAAAGCUAGGGAGGAUAUCCAGAGGGAGUUAGAUCAACUCAGGGAACAGCUUGCCAAGGAAAACCUACUGGAGGUGGACAGACUGCGCAUGAAACUACGCCAGCAGGAGGAGGAGCUGACCAAAUUGAGGUCAGAGGUCAAGGUUCAUCAAGACCAGGAGGCCAGGUCGGCCGGGGUAACAGGAAGCAAGAGCAUCCUGGCCGAGAUCAACGAGGAGUGUAAGCGAACGGCGGCUGUGAUUGGCUCGACCCCGAUGAAGAUGAACAUCUCAAGUAUCAGGGGCAGCAAAUCACUCAACGGAACCCUGUCACCCAAGAGCCCCCUCCACAGCACGCCUGACUCCACCCACGGCCCCGGGCGCACCCAGGUCAUGGCUGCCCUGACCAAUCUAAGAAUCAGCAACGAAGAGCUUCGGAACUUCGUGCAGACACUCAAGACUGACCUGGAAAGACAGAAGAGGGCGCUGUCCAAAGCGCAGAAAGAAAAGGACCAUCUUUCUCAGGUAGAAGAGCUCCAACAGCAGAUAUCACGGCAACGGACUACUGAUUCUGCUCUGCAGCAGCGUCUCCUAGACAAGGACUCUGAGCUGAGGGAGAUACAGCAGAGCAUGACCCAGUGGAAGGAGGAGACGGCACUCAAGAUGGCCAAGAAGUUUGAGGAGGAACUCGGCAAGGAAUUAGAGAUUCGUCUUCAGGAAACAGGCAAGCGAGAUGGGUCCUCCUACAGGGGAAGUCAGUCUGAUCGGGGGUCUAGAAACUCAUCGGGUAAUGGUAGCCCCUCCAUCGUCUCAUCAGCAAGCGACGCCUCCACCAUCCGUCUCUUGAGGCAUCUCCAGGAGAGAGUCAAGCAGCUCAGGACGGAGAACAUGACCCUGAGAAGGAGCAGCAGUCGAGGGCCGUUUGAGAGCUCAGGAGAGGAGAGGGCCAGCCCGCACUCCAGCAAGAACAGUGAGAGUGAAGACAAGGACCAUCUGUUGUACCAGAUGCAGCAGCGAGUCAAGCUGCUGGAACGCCAGCUGCAGGUGGCCGAGGAGCGUUGCCGAGAGAAUGCCGCCUCCGUCAGUGAAAAGGUGUCUGAGAAUAGCCGACUGCAGGGCGCCCUCACGCAGCAAACCAAGGAAUUGAUGAAGAUGGAGAGGGCUUACUCCAAGCUAGCCAGUCCAGGGCGGACGCCCGUCCGGAUGUGACAACCAGUCUGAAGCUUCCACAAGGCAUUACAUGUGAGUGACUUCGGCUGAUGACCCAACUCACCCAAAUAUCUUAACAAUUUAUGGAGGUUUUGUCAGGUAUUUAUGCAGUAUGGUGUUUCAAAAUUUGGACAAAAUUUGGACAACAUUUGCACAGCAUUUGCACAUAAUCAUUUUUCAGGUUAGCCACUCCUUGCACAUUGAACAUUAUAAGGGCAAUUGUUUUAUUUAAUAAAUCUGCUCACAAAAUGACUCACAGGCUUAUUAAAAAAAAAACUUUUUUGAAAAAAUGCUACUUUCUGUUUGUGGGAACAGUUCACAUGUUUCAUGAGUGAAU
This is a messenger RNA of Patiria miniata (bat star), 3194 nucleotides long. Its product is annotated as restin homolog. The transcript has 18 exons. The record is from RefSeq and is a predicted model, not a curated record. Bases 74 to 2857 code for a protein of 927 amino acids. Lineage: Eukaryota; Metazoa; Echinodermata; Asteroidea; Valvatida; Asterinidae.